UUUUUCUCUCUUUGAUUCGAGCUUUUUUUCAAAAUCUUAAUUGGUUUUGUGUCGAUUUGAGAUGAAGGAUAUUGCGAUAAUGCGACCGGAUUAUAACUUCUCGUAUAUAUACCAAGUUCUGUUACUAAACCAAACUAUUUAAAGAUGAUAGCACUCUUCCUGUUAUGUUGGAUUGCAGGAGCACUAUCUCAAGAACACGACCAAGACUUUGACUGUCCUGAUCCAAAUGGUCUGUUUACUGACCCUACCUCUUGUGAAUAUUACUACAACUGUGGGUCUGGUGUAGCUUGGAGGUACCCCUGUGCAGAUGGGACACUUUGGGAUCAAGACAUUCAGAACUGCAACUGGGAAGCACAAGUAGAUUGCAAAAUUGAUGACAACAGUGAUGAAAACAAUGAAGGUGAUUCAUCUGAUGAAAAUGAAGAUGAAAAUGAUGAUGAAGAUGGUGAUGAAAAUGACAAUGAAAAUGACGAUGAAAAUGACGAUGAAAAUGACGAUGAAAAUGACGAAAACAACGAUGAUGAAUCCUCGGACAACUAUGGAGAUAAAGACGUUGUGUGCUACUUUAUUAACUGGGCCUGGUACCGUGAGGGGAACGGUAAAUACUCAGCAGAUAAUGUAGACCCAACACUCUGUACCAUUAUAAACUACGCAUUCGCUGUCUUGGAAAACAACAAGAUCAAGGUCCAUGAUCCUUGGGCAGACACUGAUGUGGGUGGAGGAGAGUUCUUUAAAAAGAUUGUUGAUUUAAAGAAUGCUGCAGGAUCCAGGGUCAGAAAAGUUCUCUUGGCUAUUGGCGGCUGGAAUGACAGCGAAGGCUCCAAGUAUUCGGAUCUAGCCAAGUCCCCUCAGCUGAGGACGGCAUUCAAUUCUGAUGUUCUGGAAAUUCUUCAAAAGUGGAAGUUUGAUGGACUGGACCUGGAUUGGGAGUAUCCCGCCUGUUGGCAGGCUAAUUGUGAUGAAUCAGAUCCAUCAGACAAGACCAACUUUGGAAUCUGGGUAAAGGAGUUGAAGGAGCUGUUUGCUCCUCACAAUAUGCUGGUAACUGCUGCUGUUUCUGCCAGUCAGGCUGUCAUUGAUGCUGGCUACGAUGUUCCAGUUCUGGCUCAGUACCUUGACUAUCUUAACCUCAUGUCUUACGAUUUCCAUGGCUCUUGGGAGACUGUCACAGGACACAAUUCUCCUCUCUUAGGUUGCAAUGCUGACAAACUCAACACGGACACUGCUGUUAGACACUGGAUUGCUAAAGGCUUUCCAGCCAACAAGAUCCAGAUGGGACUAGGCAUUUAUGGUCGGUCUUUUACUCUAACCAAUUCUGCAAAUAAUGGGAUCGGAGCUGAUUCAAGUGGAGCCGGUGUUGAAGGUAAGUGGACAAAACAAGCAGGUUAUAUGGGAUAUCAUGAGAUCUGCCUGAACAUCAAGGACAAGGGCUGGACUAAAGUUAAGGGUGAUGAAUGCAUUGUUGGUCCUCAUGCCUACAUGGGGGACCAGUGGGUUGGAUUUGAUGAUCUUGAAACAGUUAAAAUAAAGAUGCAGUACAUCAAAGACAUGGGGCUAGCAGGUGGAAUGGUUUGGGAUACUUCAAUGGAUGAUUUCAAAGACCUGUGCGGAGAUGGAAAAAACCCUUUCCUGACUGCAAUGCGAACAUAUCUCUCUCCAUCAGAAAAUGAUGACAACAGUGAUGAAAAUGAUGAUGAAAAUGAAGAUGAAAAUGAUGAUGAAGAUGGUGAUGAAAAUGACGAUGAAAAUGACGAUGAAAAUGAUGACGAAAAUGACGAAAACAACGAUGAUGAAUCCUCGGACAACUAUGGAGAUAAAGACGUUGUGUGCUACUUUAUUAACUGGGCUUGGUACCGUGAGGGGAACGGUAAAUACUCAGCAGAUAAUGUAGACCCAACACUCUGUACCAUUAUAAACUACGCAUUCGCUGUCUUGGACAACAACAAGAUCAAGGUCCAUGAUCCUUGGGCAGACACUGAUGUGGGUGGAGGAGAGUUCUUUAAAAAGAUUGUCGAUUUAAAGAAUGCUGCAGGAUCCAGGGUCAGAAAAGUUCUCUUGGCUAUUGGCGGCUGGAAUGACAGCGAAGGCUCCAAGUAUUCGGAUCUAGCCAAAUCCCCUCAGCUUAGGGCGGCAUUCAAUUUUGAUGUUCUGGAAAUUCUUCAAAAGUGGAAGUUUGAUGGACUGGACCUGGAUUGGGAGUAUCCCGCCUGUUGGCAGGCUAAUUGUGUUGAAUCAGAUCCAUCAGACAAGACCAACUUUGGAAUCUGGGUAAAGGAGUUGAAGGAGCUGUUUGCUCCUCACAAUAUGCUGGUAACUGCUGCUGUUUCUGCCAGUCAGGCUGUCAUUGAUGCUGGCUACGAUGUUCCAGUUCUGGCUCAGUACCUUGACUAUCUUAACCUCAUGUCUUACGAUUUCCAUGGCUCUUGGGAGACUGUCACAGGACACAAUUCUCCUCUCUUAGGUUGCAAUGCUGACAAACUCAACACGGACACUGCUGUUAGACACUGGAUUGCUAAAGGCUUUCCAGCCAACAAGAUCCAGAUGGGACUAGGCAUUUAUGGUCGGUCUUUUACUCUAACCAAUUCUGCAAAUAAUGGGAUCGGAGCUGAUUCAAGUGGAGCCGGUGUUGAAGGUAAGUGGACAAAACAAGCAGGUUAUAUGGGAUAUCAUGAGAUCUGCCUGAACAUCAAGGACAAGGGCUGGACUAAAGUUAAGGGUGAUGAAUGCAUUGUUGGUCCUCAUGCCUACAUGGGGGACCAGUGGGUUGGAUUUGAUGAUCUUGAAACAGUUAAAAUAAAGAUGCAGUACAUCAAAGACAUGGGGCUAGCAGGUGGAAUGGUUUGGGAUACUUCAAUGGAUGAUUUCAAAGACCUGUGCGGAGAUGGAAAAAACCCUUUCCUGACUGCAAUGCGAACAUAUCUCUCUCCAUCAGAAAAUGAUGACAACAGUGAUGGAAAUGAUGAUGAAAAUGAAGAUGAAAAUGAUGAUGAAGAUGGUGAUGAAAAUGACGAUGAAAAUGACGAUGAAAAUGACGAUGAAAAUGACGAAAACAACGAUGAUGAAUCCUCGGAAAACUAUGGAGAUAAGGACGUUGUGUGCUACUUUAUUAACUGGGCCUGGUACCGUGAGGGGAACGGUAAAUACUCAGCAGAUAAUGUAGACCCAACACUCUGUACCAUUAUAAACUACGCAUUCGCUGUCUUGGACAACAACAAGAUCAAGGUCCAUGAUCCUUGGGCAGACACUGAUGUGGGUGGAGGAGAGUUCUUUAAAAAGAUUGUCGAUUUAAAGAAUGCUGCAGGAUCCAGGGUCAGAAAAGUUCUCUUGGCUAUUGGCGGCUGGAAUGACAGCGAAGGCUCCAAGUAUUCGGAUCUAGCCAAAUCCCCUCAGCUUAGGGCGGCAUUCAAUUCUGAUGUUCUGGAAAUUCUUCACAAGUGGAAGUUUGAUGGACUGGACCUGGAUUGGGAGUAUCCCGCCUGUUGGCAGGCUAAUUGUGUUGAAUCAGAUCCAUCAGACAAGACCAACUUUGGAAUCUGGGUAAAGGAGUUGAAGGAGCUGUUUGCUCCUCACAAUAUGCUGGUAACUGCUGCUGUUUCUGCCAGUCAGGCUGUCAUUGAUGCUGGCUACGAUGUUCCAGUUCUGGCUCAGUACCUUGACUAUCUUAACCUCAUGUCUUACGAUUUCCAUGGCUCUUGGGAGACUGUCACAGGACACAAUUCUCCUCUCUUAGGUUGCAAUGCUGACAAACUCAACACGGACACUGCUGUUAAACACUGGAUUGCUAAAGGCUUUCCAGCCAACAAGAUCCAGAUGGGACUAGGCAUUUAUGGUCGGUCUUUUACUCUAACAAACUCUGCAAAUAAUGGGAUCGGAGCUGAUUCAAGUGGAGCCGGUGUUGAAGGUAAGUGGACAAAACAAGCAGGUUAUAUGGGAUAUCAUGAGAUCUGCCUAAACAUCAAGGACAAGGGCUGGACUAAAGUUAAGGGUGAUGAAUGCAUUGUUGGUCCUCAUGCCUACAUGGGGGACCAGUGGGUUGGAUUUGAUGAUCUUGAAACAGUUAAAAUAAAGAUGCAGUACAUCAAAGACAUGGGGCUAGCAGGUGGAAUGGUUUGGGAUACUUCAAUGGAUGAUUUCAAAGACCUGUGCGGAGAUGGAAAAAACCCUUUCCUGACUGCAAUGCGAACAUAUCUCUCUCCAUCAGAAAAUGAUGACAACAGUGAUGAAAAUGAUGAUGAAAAUGAAGAUGAAAAUGAUGAUGAAGAUGGUGAUGAAAAUGACGAUGAAAAUGACGAUGAAAAUGACGAUGAAAAUGACGAAAACAACGAUGAUGAAUCCUCGGAAAACUAUGGAGAUAAGGACGUUGUGUGCUACUUUAUUAACUGGGCCUGGUACCGUGAGGGGAACGGUAAAUACUCAGCAGAUAAUGUAGACCCAACACUCUGUACCAUUAUAAACUACGCAUUCGCUGUCUUGGACAACAACAAGAUCAAGGUCCAUGAUCCUUGGGCAGACACUGAUGUGGGUGGAGGAGAGUUCUUUAAAAAGAUUGUUGAUUUAAAGAAUGCUGCAGGAUCCAGGGUCAGAAAGGUUCUCUUGGCUAUUGGCGGCUGGAAUGACAGCGAAGGCUCCAAGUAUUCGGAUCUAGCCAAAUCCCCUCAGCUUAGGGCGGCAUUCAAUUCUGAUGUUCUGGAAAUUCUUCACAAGUGGAAGUUUGAUGGACUGGACCUGGAUUGGGAGUAUCCCGCCUGUUGGCAGGCUAAUUGUAAUGAAUCAGAUCCAUCAGACAAGACCAACUUUGGAAUCUGGGUAAAGGAGUUGAAGGAGCUGUUUGCUCCUCACAAUAUGCUGGUAACUGCUGCUGUUUCUGCCAGUCAGGCUGUUAUUGAUGCUGGCUACGAUGUUCCAGUUCUGGCUCAGUACCUUGACUAUCUUAACCUCAUGUCUUACGAUUUCCAUGGCUCUUGGGAGACUGUCACAGGACACAAUUCUCCUCUCUUAGGUUGCAAUGCUGACAAACUCAACACGGACACUGCUGUUAAACACUGGAUUGCUAAAGGCUUUCCAGCCAACAAGAUCCAGAUGGGACUAGGCAUUUAUGGUCGGUCUUUUACUCUAACCAAUUCUGCAAAUAAUGGGAUCGGAGCUGAUUCAAGUGGAGCCGGUGUUGAAGGUAAGUGGACAAAACAAGCAGGUUAUAUGGGAUAUCAUGAGAUCUGCCUGAACAUCAAGGACAAGGGCUGGACUAAAGUUAAGGGUGAUGAAUGCAUUGUUGGUCCUCACGCCUACAUGGGGGACCAGUGGGUUGGAUUUGAUGAUCUUGAAACAGUUAAAAUAAAGAUGCAGUACAUCAAAGACAUGGGGCUAGCAGGUGGAAUGGUUUGGGAUACUUCAAUGGAUGAUUUCAAAGACCUGUGCGGAGAUGGAAAAAACCCUUUCCUGACUGCAAUGCGAACAUAUCUCUCUCCAUCAGAAAAUGAUGACAACAGUGAUGAAAGUGAUGAUGAAAAUGAAGAUGAAAAUGACGAUGAAAAUGACGAUGAAAAUGACGAUGAAAAUGACGAUAAAAAUGACGAAAACAACGAUGAUGAAUCCUCGGAAAACUAUGGAGAUAAAGACGUUGUGUGCUACUUUAUUAACUGGGCCUGGUACCGUGAGGGGAACGGUAAAUACUCAGCAGAUAAUGUAGACCCAACACUCUGUACCAUUAUAAACUACGCAUUCGCUGUCUUGGACAACAACAAGAUCAAGGUCCAUGAUCCUUGGGCAGACACUGAUGUGGGUGGAGGAGAGUUCUUUAAAAAGAUUGUUGAUUUAAAGAAUGCUGCAGGAUCCAGGGUCAGAAAGGUUCUCUUGGCUAUUGGCGGCUGGAAUGACAGCGAAGGCUCCAAGUAUUCGGAUCUAGCCAAGUCCCCUCAGCUGAGGGCGGCAUUCAAUUCUGAUGUUCUGGAAAUUCUUCAAAAGUGGAAGUUUGAUGGACUGGACCUGGAUUGGGAGUAUCCCGCCUGUUGGCAGGCUAAUUGUGAUGAAUCAGAUCCAUCAGACAAGACCAACUUUGGAAUCUGGGUAAAGGAGUUGAAGGAGCUGUUUGCUCCUCACAAUAUGCUGGUAACUGCUGCUGUUUCUGCCAGUCAGGCUGUUAUUGAUGCUGGCUACGAUGUUCCAGUUCUGGCUCAGUACCUUGACUAUCUUAACCUCAUGUCUUACGAUUUCCAUGGCUCUUGGGAGACUGUCACAGGACACAAUUCUCCUCUCUUAGGUUGCAAUGCUGACAAACUCAACACGGACACUGCUGUUAAACACUGGAUUGCUAAAGGCUUUCCAGCCAACAAGAUCCAGAUGGGACUAGGCAUUUAUGGUCGGUCUUUUACUCUAACAAACUCUGCAAAUAAUGGCAUCGGAGCUGAUUCAAGUGGAGCCGGGGUUGAAGGUAAGUGGACAAAGCAAGCAGGUUAUAUGGGAUAUCAUGAGAUCUGCCUGAACAUCAAGGACAAGGGCUGGACUAAAGUUAAGGGUGAUGAAUGCAUUGUUGGUCCUCACGCCUACAUGGGGGACCAGUGGGUUGGAUUUGAUGAUCUUGAAACAGUUAAAAUAAAGAUGCAGUACAUCAAAGACAUGGGGCUAGCAGGUGGAAUGGUUUGGGAUACUUCAAUGGAUGAUUUCAAAGACCUGUGCGGAGAUGGAAAAAACCCUUUCCUGACUGCAAUGCGAACAUAUCUCUCUCCAUCAGAAAAUGAUGACAACAGUGAUGAAAAUGAUGAUGAAAAUGACGAUGAAAAUGACGAUGAAAAUGACGAUGAAAAUGACGAUGAGAAUGACGAUGAAAAUGACGAUGAAAAUGACGAUGAAAAUGAGGAUGAAAGUGAUGAUGAAAAUGAGGAUGAAGACAAUAAAUCAAAGUGCAACCAGAAGAGUGCUAAAGCUCUGAAGAAAAAGGUUAAGAAGGUGAAAAACGCAGAGAAGAAGGUGAAGUUCAGUGCGAAAAAGAUCAAACAGGUUACAGAAGGAACGACAGCUACGAUAAGUUGCAAGAAUGGGUUCAGAAUUUCGGGAAAUAGUGUUCUUACGUGCCAGAAGAAUGAUUGGGGAGAGCUUCCCGAAUGUAUCGAAGAUAACGGAGAUUUGGAGAAGUGCAACAAGAAGAGUGCUAAAGCUCUGGAGAAAAAGGUUAAGAAGGUGAAAAACGCAGUGAAGAAGGUGACGUUCAGUGUGAAAAAGAUCAAACAGGUUACAGAAGGAACGACAGCUACGAUAAGUUGCAAGAAUGGGUUCAGAAUUUCGGGAAAUAGUGUUCUUACGUGCCAGAAGAAUGAUUGGGGAGAGCUUCCCGAAUGUAUCGAAGAUAACGGAGGUUUGGAGAAAUACUUCACUAAGGAGGAUUUUGAGGAACUCUUUCCGUACAGAAACGAAAAGGGGGAGGCUGAGUUCAAGUUGUAUGAAUACGAACACCUGCUGGAAGCAGCCAAGGGCUAUCCUCUCUUUGCUAACGACGGCUCAGAUGAAAUAAACAGACGGGAGAUAGCAGCAUUCCUGGCAAACAUAGCACAAGAGACAACUGGGGGUUGGGAUACAGCCCCGGACGGCAGAUAUGCUUGGGGCCUCUACUUUCUGCAAGAGGUUGGAAGGAGUGACAAUGGGGAAGUAGCUUACUGUGAUGCCAACAAUUCCGAUGAUCCUUGUCAGCCUGGUAAAAGUUACCAUGGCAGAGGACCAAUGCAAUUGUCAUGGAAUUACAACUAUGGUUUUGUAAGUAAGCAACUGUUCGGGGACAAUAUGGUGCUCCUAAAAAACCCACAGAGAGUGGCACAAGAAGGAAAACUUGCAUUCCAAACAGCUCUUUGGUUUUGGAUGACACCACAGGAACCCAAACCAUCAUGUCACGAUGCAAUAACUGAAAACUGGAAACCUACUGAUGGUGACACGGAAUGUGGACGAGAUGUAGGAUUUGGAGCGACUAUCAACAUAAUCAAUGGAGGGGUUGAAUGUGGAAAGACACCUAUGGAUAAAACAAUACACAGAGUUGAAGGAUACAAGAUCUUUGCUGAAAUGUUGAAUACUACACCAGGACCGAACUUAGAUUGUGCCACCCAAAAAACCUUUGCAUCAUGCUCUUGAUAAACAAAAUUUGGGAUUUAACGAUUUGAAAUUCAGACAUACUUGCACAUGAUAACACUAUUAUAAUAUUAUGUAUGUUUGUUAGCUAACCGGUUCUAAUAUAGCUAACUAGUUAUUAUUCAAUUAUUUUCAUUCACAAGAAUGAACAAAAUCUCGAUUAACUCAUACCUAUGAAUCAUAUUUUAUACAGCAUGCAAUGGAAUCAAAGAAUCAGGAUGUAACUUUUUAAAUUGGAGAAUCUAAUAGUAGAGAAUACACUAUAUAAUAAUGUCAUACAUUGAAAUAAAUUCCAAAAAUUGUCUUUUUUAUUC
This is a messenger RNA of Bolinopsis microptera, 8423 nucleotides long. RefSeq lists its product as uncharacterized. Gene Ontology annotation, cellular component: extracellular region. Bases 145 to 8112 code for a protein of 2655 amino acids. The record is from RefSeq and is a predicted model, not a curated record. Gene Ontology annotation, biological process: cell wall macromolecule catabolic process; carbohydrate metabolic process; chitin catabolic process. Gene Ontology annotation, molecular function: chitinase activity; chitin binding. Lineage: Eukaryota; Metazoa; Ctenophora; Tentaculata; Lobata; Bolinopsidae. The transcript is spliced from 31 exons.